Messenger RNA from Anoplophora glabripennis (Asian longhorned beetle), 1628 nucleotides. RefSeq names its product E3 ubiquitin-protein ligase SIAH1B-like. Gene Ontology annotation, cellular component: cytoplasm. Gene Ontology annotation, biological process: multicellular organism development; proteasome-mediated ubiquitin-dependent protein catabolic process. Gene Ontology annotation, molecular function: ubiquitin protein ligase activity; ubiquitin conjugating enzyme binding; zinc ion binding. The transcript has 2 exons. NCBI's taxonomy places the organism in Eukaryota, Metazoa, Arthropoda, Insecta, Coleoptera, Cerambycidae. The record is from RefSeq and is a predicted model, not a curated record. The coding region runs from base 98 to 1570 and encodes 490 amino acids.
GUUGAACUGACUGUUGAUUAAGUGCUGACACUAGAAAUUCGUUACGUUUUAAGUUUUUAACUUUUCUUCCUUCUUCAAAGAAAGGACAGUCACGAACAUGAUUUUCGUACCGAGCCAGUCUCUCUCAAAGCUGGUUUGUGUCCAUUGCAAGAACCAUCUCUCCUAUUUUCCAAUCUACUUCCAUCGAGAAAAGGGUUCGUUCUGCGGAAGAUGCCCGAUACCUGACGAUUCAGACACUGUACGUAACGAGGUCUACGAAUCCAUCGCUCAAUCUCAAAAAUUCCCCUGCCGCUACAAUUCCGACGGUUGCACAGAACAUUUGAUACCAGAAAAGAUACCCCAACACGAAAAAUGUUGCCCCUACGCAAAAUGCCAAUGCCCCGCACUCGUAUCUGAAACAUGCAAGUGGGAAGGAUUUACCAAAGACUUGCACGACCACUACGAAGAUAAACACCCAACGUUUCUCUUGCGUGAUGGCCAGUUUGAGGUGGAUUUCGUAAAUAGUCACGAGGAAAAUUGUCUCCUGCCUUAUGGAGAAGAUUUUUUUAUAGUAAACAGAAGCAGUGAUCCCAAAUCGAACAUAUUUUCCUGUACCGUCAAUUACUAUGGUACUAAUUGCAACGCUAACACCUACACGUACAAGAUGAUUUUGGAGAAUGAGAGAAGGUCUCGGACUCACGUAAUCAAGAAAAAAUUAAAUACUAGAGCAGACGUCAAUAUGGAAGGUCUUAGAAAUAUUUUGGAUAACCCUUCCUCUGUUGUUGCCACCAUAAUUUUGGAAUGUCCAACACCUGGCAACGUAACUGAAGAAGACAAUGAAACUAGUGCUAUAAAUUAUGAACUUCUGAAGGAACUAGAAUGCACCGUAUGUCUGGAAUACAUGUUGCCGCCCAUCCAUCAGUGUCUGACUGGCCAUAGUCUGUGUUUGAAAUGCAAGAACAGCGUUAAAAAUUGUCCAACUUGCCAGCAGGAGUUCAAGGACACUCAGAACUUCACUCUUGCUAAAGUUAUAAACCACAUAACGUACCCUUGCAAAAAUAGACGAUGCAGGUUCACGGCAAAAGCCAGGGACAUAAAAAAGCACGAGGCUUCUUGCAUUUUUAGCACUGUGAAAUGCCCUUUGCAAGAUUAUGAAGACUGCCACGCGGACAUCAUUUUCCAAGAAAUGUACGAUCACGUGGUGUCCAGCCAUUCUGAAAACCUUCUGGAAAUGGAAACAGUUAACAUACCCUUCGAAGAGGGCGCAGAUCAGGACGAUGAGGACUGCUACAUCAUCAGAUACGCCUUUCGAUUAUUUAAGCUGCAUUAUAAGUACCAGCACGGCGAGUUUUGUUGGGCCAUGCAGCUGAUUGGGUCUCCAGAAGACAGCGCAAAGUAUAUGUUCGACAUAGACGUUUUAGAUAAUUCAGGUAAUAACCGAAGGGCCUACUUCAGGUCAGUCUGUAGUCCUUUGAGUGAUGGCAGUACUGCCUUCGACGAUAACAAAUCCUUCAUAUACAUCGAUUAUGACCAGAUUAGGUUUAUGAUCACAACAGACUUCACGUAUAGAGUACGUGUUAUGCAAGGAUGAUCGCAUUGUCUGUCAUCAAGUACAGGGUAUAGCAAAAGUACCGGAAUGACAGAAUAAC